AUGGCUCGGUGAAUGUUCAUGUGGAUCAGAACCUGCAACGUGAACCCAGGCUGCGGCUUCUCCUGGCUGAAAAUUUGUUGCGAGACACCAUUGCCCUGAUUCAGAGACUAGAGGGAGAGCCCAUGGAUGGUUCUUCAGCUCAGGAUUCUGCUCCACCCCCUUCUUACACCACCUCUACACCAUCUCCUUCUGUCCAGCCCAUAGACACAUACCCUCUUCCAUCCAGCUCACCUCCUUCAUCCUCUACUUCUGCUCAGACUGAUAAUGCACCUCUUCAUCCUUCAGGCACCAACCAUCCCAGCCCUGCAGAACUGGUCGAGAUGUUAGGAGAGCUAAGAAGAGUAGAAGAGAGACUCCAGCCAUUCAUCCAGAGAGCUCACUCUAUCCUGGAGGCAGCCACCACUGCUGAAUACAACAAUAAUACACAGGAGAGAGAGGAGGACCAGCAUUUUCUAAACCUGGUGGGAGAAGCUCUUCGGCUCUUAGGAAAUGCUCUGGCUGUCCUGAGUGAUCUGCGCUGUAAUCUGUCGAGUGCACCUCCACGUCACCUGCAUGUGAUAAGGCCAUAUAUUUCUCACUACGCUACCUCUGUUCUGCAACCAGGUGGUGUGCAUCACAUGCCCAUAGAGGUAAGAUUUAGUGUUUGCACAUAUUUUAUAAACAAGAGACAAAGCUGAAAUCUAAUCUGAGAGAAAUGACCAAAUUAGUAGGUUAAACAGAAAGUGCUGCUGUUUGAAACGUGUUCUUUUUAUGAGUUGCAACUAUGUCUAAUGUCUAAAAUUAUUUAUGUGUAUUAUCUACACAUUAUU
Messenger RNA from Tachysurus vachellii, 809 nucleotides. Its product is annotated as large proline-rich protein BAG6-like. The transcript is spliced from 4 exons. NCBI's taxonomy places the organism in Eukaryota, Metazoa, Chordata, Actinopteri, Siluriformes, Bagridae. The record is from RefSeq and is a predicted model, not a curated record. Bases 123 to 677 code for a protein of 184 amino acids. Gene Ontology annotation, molecular function: misfolded protein binding; polyubiquitin modification-dependent protein binding. Gene Ontology annotation, cellular component: BAT3 complex.